This is a messenger RNA of Parnassius apollo (apollo), 309 nucleotides long. The record is from the annotation of a GenBank genome assembly. NCBI's taxonomy places the organism in Eukaryota, Metazoa, Arthropoda, Insecta, Lepidoptera, Papilionidae.
AUGUUAGAUCCACGAUUCAAAUUACAUGUGUUUAGAAACCAGGUUUACGCAGCUGAUAUUAAAAAAACAGUAAUUGACCUUGUCACUACCAAUAUAAAUAAAAAUUUGCCAGUUCAGCAAAGAGAAGAUGUGGACGCCCCUGAAGAACCCAUAGCAAAAAGAAAUAAGUUUGAUAUUUGGGACGAAUAUGAUACCAUAGUAAACACAGUGCGCCCUGAAGGUACACCUAGAUCGCAGGCAGUGCUGGAAGUACAGAGAUAUCUAGAGUUACCAGUUACAGGAAGACAGCAAGAUCCAUUAGAAUGGUGA